CAUUUCCCAGCAGGCAGCGCGCGCUUCACGCUACGAGGUGCAUGUGCACUUUGGGUCGCUUAAGCUCGUCCCAAGAUGGCGGCGCCAGCAGCCGGAAGUAGGAGACGUCCACUUGGAGCCAUUAAUGGAUGUUGCGCUUUCCAGAGCAGGAAGAGCUAAAAGGACAGGCCUCUCUGCUCCUCGACUCUUUUCAUGAUAGAAAAAGUUUACCUCAGUCUGCAAGAGGAGUGGGAAAUGGAGCCAGGGUUAACCCAGGGAGCUGCAUAGCUUUAGUUCAAGGGAGCUCAGUCUCAGUAAAAGAUGGGUGUUCAAGGGCUUUGGAAGCUGUUGGAGUGCUCUGGAAGACCUAUAAACCCAGAAUCUCUGGAAGGGAAGAUCCUUGCUGUUGAUAUCAGCAUUUGGUUGAAUCAAGCUGUUAAAGGAGCAAGGGACCGUCACGGAAAUUCUAUUCCCAAUGCCCAUCUCCUCACUUUGUUCCAUCGACUUUGUAAACUUUUGUUCUUUCGGAUCCGCCCUGUUUUUGUUUUUGAUGGAGAAGCACCCCUUUUGAAGAUGCAGACUCUGGCUAGGCGAAGACAGCGGAAAGAAGUUGCAGCCACAGACUCCAAGAAAACUACAGAAAAACUUUUGAAAACUUUCCUGAAACGGCAAGCUAUCAAAAGUGCUUUGGCAGGCAAGAGUACUGCUGAAUUCCCUAGCCUUUCAGAAAUAAGAAGAGAAGAAGUAGAUGAUAUUUAUGUAUUGCCUUCCUUACAAGAAGACAGAAAAAAUAGCUCAGAAGAAGAAGAUGAAAAAGAAUGGGAGGAGCGAAUGACCCAGAAAAAGAUAUUGCAAGAAGAAUUAAUUGAAAACCCUCAUUCUGUAGAUGUUGAAUCAGAAGAUUUUCAGAGCCUGCCAGCUGAGGUAAAACAUGAGAUCCUCAGUGACAUGAAGGAAUUCACAAAACGCAGAAGAACGUUAUUUGAGACAAUGCCUGAGGAGUCCAAUGACUUCUCCCAGUACCAGCUAAAAGGAUUGCUUAAGAAAAGCAGCUUAAAUCGGCACAUAGAAAAGGUGGAGAAGGAGAUGAAUGAACAGCAUGCAGGUGAUAUUCAGAGUCGGUAUGAAGAAGACGGGGGCUUCUUGAAAGAAGUGGAAACUAAGAGGGUUGUGUCUGAAGACACCUCUCACUACAUCCUCAUAAAAGGUAUCCAGUCCAAAAGAGAGGUUUCCAGAGAUUUGGCAACAGCAUCUGCAAGCCAGUCUUCCAUGCCUGAAGAUACAAAGCCUAGUCUGAAUGCUUCCCAAACCCUGGUUAAUGUCAGCUCAUCUUCAUAUGUCCCCUCAAAGACUGAGUCAAUGAGCAGCACAUAUCCCGCGCCUCCUUCUCCCAGAACAGUUCUUGCAAUCCAGACAGCUAUGCUGGGAAGCAGUUCAGAGGACGAGCUAGAAGAUAAAAACAAAAACCAGUCAGAUUUGGCUAAACAAAAAUCUGACCCUAGUAUAGAUGCAAGCAAUGUUUCACCAAGAACAUUAAGGGCUAUUCAGAAAGCUUUAUAUGAGGAGGAAGACGACGAGGACAUUAGGCCAUCUUUUACCAGCAACGUUGGUAGUAGUCAAGAAGAGACACCUUCUGUGAAGGACCUUCUUGCCAACAGCUCAGAUGAGGAGAGCCAGGUACCUGAAGGCCAGAGUGGAAAGGAACUUCCAUUUUUACCUACAGGGCAAUCUGAAUAUACAAACAUUAACCAAGAGAAGCAAGUGGACCAAAGAAAUUGUGUGUUGGGCAAGGAUCAGAGUGUUCCUGAAAGCCCUUGUAGCCUUUUUGUGGAAAAAGGAAUUUCUUCUGUUUCAGAUGACAAAGAAAAAGGGGUGGAAAUGCGGUCUUCCAAAAUAGAUGUAAGUUAUAUUCAAAGUGAGAGCACAAGCAGUGACAUGCAGCAACCAAUAAGAUCUUCAACAGACACUCCACAAGUAGCCCGUAUGCAUUCACAUUUGGCAGAAAUAAUCCAAAAUGGCAAAGUUGAACAGUUAAGGGAGUUGGUUCACCAGCCAGGACAAAGUGCUUCUGUUGUGCAACACGAAUGUUCCUUUACUUCAGAAAUAGCAAAGAUGUGUGAAGAAAAAGUGGAAGCUCCAUCACAGUCUGAAGAAAGUGAAUCUGAUGGUAGCUUCAUUGAAGUGGAUGCUGAGCGAAGUGAAGAAUUUCAGGAUGAAACGCAUGGGAUGUCUCUCACCUCAUCCGAUCAAAUGGAGGAAGCGAUGGCCAAAGCUGCAUUGGAUAUAAGAGGAGGGAGUGAUGGCAGCAUGGAAAGCCUAGCAGAAUAUUCUGGUGAAGAUGUAGAGAUACAGCAGGAGGCAGAAAUCAAAGACAAGGAGGAUGCUACAGUUAACGAGUGGCAAGAUAUUAGCAUGGAGGAAUUGGAAGUCUUGGAAAAGAACCUUUCUGUUGAACAAAACACACUUCAUGUUCAGAAAAAACAGCAGGAACGUAUAGCUGCCACUGUCACAGGACAGAUGUUUUUAGAAAGUCAGGAACUACUGCGUCUCUUUGGCAUCCCAUACAUUGAAGCCCCUAUGGAAGCAGAGGCUCAGUGUGCCAUCUUGGACCUCACUGAUCAGACUUCUGGGACAAUCACAGAUGACAGUGAUAUUUGGUUAUUUGGAGCACGACAUGUGUAUAAGAACUUCUUCAGUCAAAACAAGUAUGUGGAGUAUUACCAGUAUGUGGAUUUUCAGAAUCAAUUGGGCUUGGAUCGAAACAAGUUAAUUAAUUUGGCCUAUCUCCUUGGCAGUGAUUACACAGAAGGCAUUCCUAAUGUUGGCUAUGUAACAGCAAUGGAGAUUUUGAAUGAAUUCCCUGGACGAGGACUGGAACCUCUCUUAAAACUUACGGAUUGGUGGGCUGAAGCUCAGACGUGUAAGAAAACACAGCCUAACCCGUAUGAUACUAAAGUGAAGAAAAAAUUGCGGCAGUUGCAACUUACACCUGGUUUUCCAAACCCUGCAGUAGCAGAAGCAUACCUGCAUCCUGUGGUGGAUGAAUCCAAGGGAUCAUUUGUUUGGGGAAGACCUGACUUGGAACAGAUCAGAGAAUUUUGCCAGAGCCAUUUUGGCUGGACAAAGUUAAAAACAGAUGAAGUUUUGCUGCCUGUUCUCAAACAGCUGAAUGCUCAACAGACUCAACUCCGUAUUGACUCAUUCUUCAGGCUUGCACAGCAAGAGAAGCAAGCCAUCAAGAGUCAAAGGGUUCGUAGGGCUGUGACUUGUAUGAAGAGGAAAGAGAAGGAAGAAGAGGAAACUGAAGUCCUGCAGGCUACUGCAAUCAUAGAGGAAGAAUUUAAGAAGAGGAAAAGAAAGAAACCCAGACAAGAUGCAGAGCAAGAAACAGGUGUAAUACAGAGCCACCAAGGCAAGAGGAUAAAGCACUCCUCACAUACAAAUCAGAGUUUUUUUGGGGGAGGCUUCAUAGGGGAGAUUCAGCUCUCAGAGGCAUCUAGUGGAUCAUCAGCUGAAGAUCUGGAGAAUGAAAUCUUGAAUAGCUGCAAGAGAGAGAAAACAGCUGAGAUGCUUAAAACUGACACAGCAAGUCACAAAACAAAUCUGGGACUUGAACUAACAAGGGAUGAAGCUGGGAGUAGCAGCUCUAGUGAGGAGGAAAAAAUGCCAAUGGUGAGAGCCAGGCCUGUUUUUGAGGGGAGAAAAGCAAGGAGCAAGUCUUCCAGGGGAAGACGUAGGAAAUAAUGUUAGCUAGAAACAUUAUUUAAAAUAAAUAAAUAAAUGGUAAGCAGUGCAAUGUAAUCUUCAGUAAGAAUUAUUUUGCUUUUUGUAUAUAUUAUAACUACUUACUUCCAUCAGCGAAAUGUUAGCAAGCUUGAGCUGAAACUAAAAAAAUUCUUUAAGAAGAUACUAGUUUUUCCACCCUCAAUAGAGCUUCCAAAUGUGUGUAUGUGAAUUUGUCUCCAUCAGGAAUUUCUGAAGGUGAUUUGUGCUGUAUUAUGUUUUUCAUAAAUGAACUGAAAUUGUUUUAUAAUGUCGCCUGUCAUUCAGCUUCACACUUCAUGAAAUGUGAUAAGAGGCAUGCCAUACAAGGUUUCUGCAUACUGCUAGAAGAAAGUAUUUUGGCCAGCUUCAGUUUCUUCAUGUUGUUGUUUGCCUGUUUUCAAGAUCAAUUAAUUGUAGUAUUCAGUACAAAAGGAAAGGCACUGGUGAUCAUUCUUUGGCUAUAAAAAUGGAAGUUAUCUUAAUGAAUGGCAACAAGUAAAGCUGAGGCGACAAGAAUAAAAACAUGGAUUUAAAUUUCCCUUACUGUAACAAAGUGCUGAGAUUACCUAGAUGUGCUAGAUUCACAGACAGUGCAUUCAGACUGUGUGAUGAAGUGAAUUAUGUCAAUCUGGUGUCUUUCCUUCGUUUUGCUCAAAUAGAACAUACUACUGGACACUAUUUUAACAGGCAGAAAAAUGCAGAAAAACAUUUUGUUCUUUCUGCCAAGGUGAUGAGAUGUCCAGCAGGCUCCCCCCUCAAAAAAACCCCGUUCCACUCUGACUUCCAAGAAAAAUGUGUGUCAAAAAGCAAUGUACAGCUGACUUGUGAUGUCAUUCACACAAAGUGGACCAGAUGAUUUUUGUAAUCACAAGAAAGCAGCACCUUGCAGAAGAGGAGCAAUCAAAAUGUCUGGGAGGCUGUAGCAGGUCUCCCAUUAGGAGAAAUGCAGCAUUUAGGGCCGAUCAGAAACGGCAAGUCAAUGGUUGUAAUUUAGUGGAGCUGUUUAAUAAUAUGCAUGUUGUGGAGAACAUACUAGAAUCUAGGGUUAUCCAAUGAAGCUGAAGACCAGGAGAUACAGAUCAAACCUAAGGAAGCACUUGCGUAGUAAAUUGCUAAAACACAAAUUUACUACCUCAGGGUGUAGUGGGUACAAUAGUAAACCACUGGAACAGAUUGCAGCAAAUGUGAAUGGGGAAUUUAACUCUUUCCUCCUUGUUUAAGUUCUUAGGAAAGGGCUUCAGUUCAAGCUGCUGUUUGUAUCGGGAGGACAUCCUUUUUGCUGUGAAUGUAAUGUUAUACCUGCUUUUAACCAGCUUUGAGCUGAUUUUCUUCACCAAAUAAGAUCUUUUAAUAGUCCUUCUAAGCUGAAAAGCUUUUGCUGUUUUAAUAUUUUAGCAUAUGAAAAUCCAAACCACAUACACACAUAUAUAUAACGUUGGCAAGAAAUAAUCUUCUGAGGAUGAACUCUGAAGGUGACUUCCAAAAGAUCUGCCCUAUCGUUCUGAUUAGUGUAGUGUUUCAUAACAGUAACAAAUCCAUCCUUUCAGGCAUGAAAUUUUAUAGACCGUAUCCCAUCUCACCAGCUAUGUCUCUGCUGCUGAGUACAGUCCAAUCCUGGUACUUUCUAAAGUCACUGGAAAGAUGUUAUGAGUGACUUGUAUAACCUUUGCAUUUGUAGUUUGCUCCUUUUUCAAUCCCUGAAUUAAAAAAAUUCAGGGAGCACCCUUAUUUAGAAAACGUUAUGCAAUUCUUGGUUUGACUUGGAGAUGAAACACAGGUACUUUUAGUUGUUAGAACAUGCUCAUUCAUGUGUGUGAAUGAGAGACCUGAGAACAAAAUGCAGUGCUAAAGGCAACAUUGUGGAUUGUGGGAGCUAGUGUAAAACAUCUGUGGAACAGAUGUUUUUGUGAGGGAUUGUAGUUACAUAGGCACUGAAUUGUCUUAUUUGAUCAGAGCCAUUAAUUAAGACCCCCCUGAAAUUCCCCCAGAUGACAGUAGUAGUGACUACUACUGUGUUUCUAAUCCAAACUAGGUCACUGCUAGUACCUUAAGAUAUUUCAGGAGAUGGCAAUAGCUGCCUUGUGGUACUAAAACAGCCUGUUAAACCGUGGUGGGAGAACCUGGGCCCUGCCAGAUGUUUACAAACUUAUUACUCUGCAUUGGCCAGGCUUGUUGGUGCUAAUGGAAACGGGUCCUGUUUCAUUAGGUGGACCAAAAGUUCCCAAUCUAUAUGGUAGAUGCUGAUGUUCAUUGGUUACAUGGAGCAGGCAACAGUAGAAGCACAAACUCUGGCAAGUCGAUCAGUUGCUGUAGAUGGUGAUGGUGGUUUGGGUGUGUACUUGUGGUUAGAAUUACAGAACCUAGUCAGUUGAUACAGAUGUUACUCUAGCAUCUAAAUGGACUCAUGCUGCAUACUUGUAGAAUUAGAGUUUUUUAUAGCUCUCCCUGAGGAAAAUGUAUAUUUAUCCUCAAAGUAGUGAAAAUGCUUUCAUACUAGCUCCUCUCUACCUCGGGGUUCAGUCAUAAAUAUAUUUCUAUGUUGUACAGGGAUGGGUAAUGACACAAGGUGUGAGGAUUGCACAUUCCCCUCACAUGACAUCAAAUUAUUGCCAGCAUCACAAAUUUGAAACAUAAAAUACCCUGCCAUGCUUUGCAGCUGUAACCCAGGAUCCAGCCCUCAGUCACUGAUCCUUGAGAUCAAACCAAUAUAUAUGUAAAAGGAGGAUGCUGGCAAGCAGCUAAAAGGGGGCACCACAGUACAGGAAACCAGCUAUACCAUAUUGGGACAUUCAGGUGGGUCAGCAUGGGAGAAGCCCAGAAGAUGUAGCCAUGAUGGAAUCUCUUCUCAUAGUUUUUUGUGGGUUUUUGGGCUAUAUGGCCGAAUUCUAGAAGAAUUUGUUCCUGACGUUCUGCUUGCAUCUGUGGCAGGCAUCUUCAGAUAAUGACAUAGCCUGAAAAAACCACAAAAAACAGGGAGUUUCCUUCUGGGAUUGAAACUUUUUGUCUGAGGACAUUCAUACCGAUUAUCCAGAUGUCCAUUCUACUCCCCUGGGGAAGUCGCUAAGACUUUCCACUCCUGAAAUACUGCCCUCAGGACAUGAUUCGUGCUAUAAAUACAUGUGCCUAGACAAUAGCAAAUUGGCCUAGUUUGAAGCCAGACAAAAUUUAUUUUCGAUUUCAGCUGGACACCAGUAGCCAGCCACCCCCUGUAUUGCCAUCCUCAUUCUGGUAACCCUGCAGUUGGAGCUAUGCUUUGGAUUGGUACAGUACAGUGGGCCCUCCUUAUCUGUGGACUUGCCAUCUGUGGAUCUCAGUAUCUGUUGCAGCAGCCGCUGCCACUGCUGCCAUCCUCUUCCUCUUAGCACUCCUCCUAACAGUCCUCAUUGUCCUCCUCGUUGUCUUCUUCCUAGCAGUCCGUCUGGUUGUCAUCCUCCUUGCAAAAGCUGCUGCCCCUUGAGAAGAACAUUCUGCCAACUGCAGCAUGGCCCCUCACAGCCCUGAGGAUAACUGCCCCAAUCGGCAGACGUUACACUCAGGCGGCAACAGCAAUUGCAAGGAUGAGGAGGAGGAGGACGAUGACCAGAACUGCUAGGAGGAGGAAGAGGAAGGCAGGGGCAGCAGCAAUUGUGAAGAGGAGGAGAAAGGGGAUGAUGAGAAGGACUGCAACAAGGAGGAGGAAGGUGAUGGUGGCAGCAGCACCAAACUGGAUAGGAACUUGAGCAUCUGUAUUUUUGGUGGGUCCAGAAUGGAUCUCCCAUGGAUACCAAGGUCCCACUGUAUUUCCUCUUAGUCAUCCUGCAGUUCACUUCACUGUUACUUACUACCUUUGCAUUGUUAGUUCUUGUGUGUGUAAGAGAAAUUGUGCUUGUGAAUAUGAAUUCCUUGUUUUAAAUAAACUAAAUUAAUUUGGA
Messenger RNA from Sceloporus undulatus (fence lizard), 7655 nucleotides. Its product is annotated as DNA excision repair protein ERCC-5-like. Gene Ontology annotation, cellular component: nucleus. Gene Ontology annotation, biological process: nucleotide-excision repair. NCBI's taxonomy places the organism in Eukaryota, Metazoa, Chordata, Lepidosauria, Squamata, Phrynosomatidae. Gene Ontology annotation, molecular function: DNA endonuclease activity; single-stranded DNA binding. The record is from RefSeq and is a predicted model, not a curated record.